Messenger RNA from Ctenopharyngodon idella (grass carp), 1991 nucleotides. RefSeq names its product peptidylprolyl isomerase (cyclophilin)-like 2 (gene ppil2). Gene Ontology annotation, molecular function: peptidyl-prolyl cis-trans isomerase activity; ubiquitin-ubiquitin ligase activity. The transcript has 20 exons. Lineage: Eukaryota; Metazoa; Chordata; Actinopteri; Cypriniformes; Xenocyprididae. Gene Ontology annotation, cellular component: catalytic step 2 spliceosome. Gene Ontology annotation, biological process: protein folding; protein peptidyl-prolyl isomerization; protein polyubiquitination. Bases 146 to 1720 code for a protein of 524 amino acids. The record is from RefSeq and is a predicted model, not a curated record.
GUCGUUUCACAUCGGACACAUUUUACUGUUGCGCUGAACGCUAACCGGAAGUGUGUGUUUUAAGCACUCGGAGGUUUUGUGUUGGUUGUUUAUGCGUUUAUAAACUUUUAUUCUUUUAUUUAUCUCUACCUCUUCGUCCGCAAAAAUGGGGAAACGACAGCAUCAAAAAGAUAAGAUGUACAUCACAUGUGCAGAAUACACACAGUUUUAUGGAGGGAAGAAAUCAGAAAUCCCACGAGACAAUUUCAGACGUCUGCCCUUUGAUCAUUGCAGUUUGUCUCUUCAGCCCUUUGAGUAUCCCAUGUGCACAUUGGAUGGGGUGGUUUUUGACCUAAUGAGCAUAGUGCCUUGGAUUAAGAAGUUUGGUACCAACCCCAUAACUGGAGAGAAGCUUGAGGCUAAAUCUCUCAUCAAGCUUAACUUCUGCAAAAACAAUGAAGGGAAGUACCACUGUCCUGUACUCUACACAGUGUUCACAAACAACUCCCACAUCGUUGCCAACAAAGUCACAGGGAAUGUUUUCUCUUAUGAGGCAGUAGAGCAGCUCAACAUCAAGACAAAGAGUUAUAAAGACCUGCUGACGGAUGAACCAUUCACCCGCCAGGAUCUCAUCACACUACAGGAUCCUACAAAUCUGGAUAAAUUCAAUGUCUCCAACUUCUUCCAUGUGAAAAACAAUAUGAAAGUCCUCGACCCUGAUGAAGAGAAAGCCAAACUGGACCCAGCAUACCAUCUGAAAAGCACAAACCUGGAGACGCGGGAAACCCUGGCGGAGCUCUAUAGGGACUAUAAAGGAGAUGAGCUGUUGGCCUCCACUAUGAAAGAGCCCGAAACCAAAAAAACAGACAAGUUCAAUGCUGCUCACUAUUCCACUGGAAGAGUGUCUGCCUCCUUCACAUCUACAGCUAUGGCUCCGGCCACCACCCAUGAAGCAGAGGCUAUUGCAGACGAUACCGUUCGAUACCAGUACGUUAAGAAGAAAGGCUACGUGCGCCUACACACAAACAAAGGAGACCUGAAUGUGGAGUUACACUGUGAUAAGGUCCCCAAGGCUGGAGAAAACUUUAUUAAACUGUGUAAGAAAGGAUAUUAUGAUGGCACAAUAUUCCACCGCUCUAUUCGAAAUUUCAUGAUUCAAGGAGGAGACCCUACAGGGACGGGUACAGGAGGUGAGUCUUUCUGGGGAAAGCCGUUCAAGGAUGAAUUCAGGCCUAAUCUGUCUCACACAGGUCGUGGUAUUCUGAGCAUGGCUAACUCAGGACCCAACACAAAUAAAUCCCAGUUCUUUAUAACAUUCCGCUCGUGCGCAUACCUGGACAGGAAACACACUGUGUUUGGAAGAGUGGUUGGUGGUUUAGAGGCUCUCACAGCGAUGGAGAAUGUUGAAAGUGAUCCAAAGACAGACAAACCCAAGUCAGAGAUAAAGUUGCUGAGCGCUACAGUGUUUGUGGACCCAUAUGAGGAAGCCGAUGCACAGAUUGCAGCCGAGCGAGAGAAGGAAGUACAGAAACAGGAGGAAGAGAGAGCGCAAACUUCUGCUUCAGUCAACAAGGCAAAAACAGAGGACAAGCCUAAAAUCUUCAAACCAGGAGUGGGCAAAUACAUCAACAUGGUUGCCACGAAACAUUCCCACCCAGAUAGUGACAAACCCUCCACCAGUGAAGCUCCUGCCAAGAAACCCAAAGGCAGAACAGGUUUUGGAGACUUCAGUUCCUGGUAGAACCACCGUACAAACAGCUGAUUCUGGGUAAAAUGUGCGAUAAUGGACUGAUCUUAUUCUGUGCAGUGUUUGGAAAUCUCUUGGUCUUUCCCUUUUAUGUUUUCUCUUUUGAAAGUUUUUGUAUUUUUUGGUAAUUGAUGUGGCAGGGGUUGUUUUGUUCACAUGUAGUUUGUUCAAGUCUUUCUUUCUAUUGAGCCCUGUAAAUAAUCAUUGUUAUUUUUUGAAUAAUAAACGAUUGCAUCUAGGCAUUAAUAAAUGCAUUUUGCUAAAA